AUGGCACAAAAAGAAAGUUCUGAUUAUGAAAUUCAAUAUAGAUCUACCAUUCAACCACGUACUGCCGUAAGAAGUCAAACAAGACAAUCUGGUAGUUAUUCAACUGGAUCUGGUGGUGGUGGUCGUGUUUUAAAAAUGGUAACUGAAAUGGGAUCAGCUUCAAUUGCUGGAAUUAGUCCUGCUCUUAGUGCUAAUGCUGCUCAAUCAUUCUUAGAAGCUACAACUAAAGAAAAAAAAGAGAUGCAAGGUUUAAAUGAUCGUCUUGGAAAUUAUAUUGAUAGAGUUAAAAAACUUGAAGAACAAAAUCGUGAAUUAGUUGCUAGUCUUGAAGAACUUCGUGGACGUUGGGGAAAAGAUACUAGUGAAAUUAAAAUUAAAUUUAGUGAUUCACUUGCUUCAGCCAGAAAAGAUAUUGAUGAUGCUGCACGUAGAAAAGCUGAAAUUGAUGUUAAAGCAUCAAGACUUCGUGAUGAUUUAGCUGAAUAUAGACAUCGUUAUGAAGAUAUUCAACAUCGUCGUGAAGCUGAUCAAGAAAAAAUUACUCAAUGGAAACAUUCAAUUGCUGAUGCACAAAAUGAACUUUCUAUGCUUCGUGCUCGUUGGAAGCAACUUACAGAAGAAGAAAAACGUCUUGCAAAUGAUAAUAUUAGAUUACGCGAUGAAUUGAUUAAGGCACGUAAUGAUCUCGAUGAAGAAACACUUGGAAGAAUUGACUUCCAAAAUCAAGUACAAACACUUAUGGAAGAACUUGAAUUCCUUAGACGUGUUCAUGAACAAGAAGUUAAAGAAUUACAAGCACUUCUUGCUCAAGCACCAGCUGAUACACGUGAAUUCUUUAAAAAUGAAUUGGCACUUGCUAUUCGUGAUAUUAAAGAUGAAUAUGAUUAUAUUGCUAAACAAGGAAAACAAGAUAUGGAAUCAUGGUACAAACUUAAAGUAUCAGAAGUUCAAGGAUCAGCUAAUAGAACUGUUAUGGAAUCUAAUUAUCAACGUGAAGAAAUUAAAAGAAUGCGUGAUAAUAUUGGAGAUCUUAGAUCUAAAUUAUCUGAUCUUGAAGGAAAGAAUUCUCUUUUGGAGAAAGAGGUACAAAAUCUUAACUAUCAACUUAAUGAUGACCAAAGACAAUAUGAACAAGCUCUUAAUGAUAGAGAUUGUAAUCUUCGUAGAAUGCGUGAAGAAUGCCAAACAUUGGUUGCUGAACUUCAAGCUCUUUUGGAUACCAAACAAAUGUUGGAUGCUGAAAUUGCUAUUUAUAGAAAAAUGUUGGAAGGUGAAGAGUCUCGUGUUGGACUCCGCCAAAUGGUUGAACAAGUCGUCAAGACACAUUCUCUUCAACAACAAGAAGAUACUGAUUCUACUCGCAAUGUUCGUGGAGAAGUUCAAACUCGUACCACUUUCCAACGUGCUGCUAAAGGAAAUAUAACAAUUCCUGAAUGUGAUGCUAAUGGUAAAUUUAUUGUUUUAGAAAAUACACAUAGAAAUAAGGAAGAAGAUAUUAGUGAAUGCAAAUUGAAACGUAAACUUGAUAAUCGUCCAGAUAUUGUUUAUACAUUCCCAUCAAAUAUUAUCUUGAAACCAGGACAAACAAUAAAGAUUUAUGCUAAAGGACAAGGACCAUACAAUCCACCUCAUUCAUUAGUAUUUGAACAAGAAAAUACUUGGGGAGUUGGUGCAAAUGUUGUGACAACCUUCUUAAAUAAGGAUGGAGAAGAAAGGGCUACACAUACUCAAAGAACUGUUCAAACUGGACAAUAA
This is a messenger RNA of Strongyloides ratti, 1755 nucleotides long. RefSeq names its product Lamin Tail Domain domain and Intermediate filament protein family and Intermediate filament, ifa/ifb family-containing protein. The transcript is spliced from 2 exons. Bases 1 to 1755 code for a protein of 584 amino acids. NCBI's taxonomy places the organism in Eukaryota, Metazoa, Nematoda, Chromadorea, Rhabditida, Strongyloididae. The record is from RefSeq and is a predicted model, not a curated record.